Zophobas morio is the source of this 879-nucleotide messenger RNA. Its product is annotated as carbonic anhydrase 2-like. Gene Ontology annotation, molecular function: carbonate dehydratase activity; zinc ion binding. The record is from RefSeq and is a predicted model, not a curated record. The coding region runs from base 1 to 879 and encodes 292 amino acids. NCBI's taxonomy places the organism in Eukaryota, Metazoa, Arthropoda, Insecta, Coleoptera, Tenebrionidae. The transcript is spliced from 8 exons. Gene Ontology annotation, biological process: one-carbon metabolic process.
AUGCUACACAACGCGUAUUUUCGUAGUACCUACAUAAUGACCAUGAGUUACCUGAAGAGACUUUGCUUCAUAAUUUUUACUUCUUUGUUCGCGUUGAAUCAAGCGACAGCUGAAAUUCCAGAAAAUACUAACCAGUGGAAUUAUGUCGAACAGGCAAAAUGGCCAGCGAAAUUCUGCUUUGAGGGAAAAAACCAAUCCCCCAUAAACAUAGUCACCGAAAACACCACACUAGCAAAAGGCAAAACUUUACACUUAAACGGACAAUUUAACAAAAAAGUAAAAGCCAAACUCCUUAACAAAGACUACACAGUUGUCGUACAUUUGGACGACGCUUCAAAACCGGCAGAAAUCUCUGGAGGAGGUUUGAGUGGCCGUUACGCCUUUAUUCGAUUCGGGUUUCAAUGGCCAUCUCAACACACAAUCGACAACAAAAGAUUCCCUCUAGAAAUUACUAUGGUCUUCUACGCUGAAAAAUAUGGAAAUGCUCACAGCGCUCUGUACAAGAAAGACGGGUUUGCUGUGAUCAGCGCAUUUUUUGAAAUAUCCGAACAGCCUAAUCCCGUUUUUGACCCUAUAAUUGCCAAAGUUCAGAACAUUUCUUCUAAAAUGAACGGUGCACCGGUUGCUUUGGAUGACGAUAUAGUUCUUAAAGAUUUUCUGCCAAAAAAUUAUGAAACGUGUUUUAGUUAUUUUGGGUCUUCCACGAUGCCCAGAUGCGAGGAAAUGGUAACUUUGUGUGUGGUUAACGGAACUUCUGCAAUAUCGCUUUCUCAGUAUUUUGCUUUGACUAAAAUCAAAGAUAGCAAGAAUAAUCCUGUGCUUUAUAACAACAGAAAUAUACAACCUCUGAAUGGAAGACAAGUUUUUAGAAACCAAUAG